Messenger RNA from Haliotis rubra (blacklip abalone), 3321 nucleotides. RefSeq names its product multiple epidermal growth factor-like domains protein 6. The record is from RefSeq and is a predicted model, not a curated record. Gene Ontology annotation, molecular function: scavenger receptor activity. The transcript has 5 exons. The coding region runs from base 158 to 2974 and encodes 938 amino acids. NCBI's taxonomy places the organism in Eukaryota, Metazoa, Mollusca, Gastropoda, Lepetellida, Haliotidae.
AUUGCAAAUCGUGUACCAUUCAUCUUCUGUGCGUGCAUAAGUUUCGAUAUUAAGUUAAGACUUUUUCUGACUGGAAGGAAACAUGAUGUAAUGAAAUUUACUUUCAUUUCAUUCAAAUGUUAUUUCUACCACUAUACAUUUACAGAUUCUUAACAAUAUGAAUCGAAUUGAGUGGGUAACUUUGGUGACUGUGGCAACCCUGGCAACGGUUACAUUGAAAGUGGAAGGUCAACGUUCAUGUUCUACCGAUGGCUGUCUCCAUGGUAACGGUGGUCUACGAUGUCAGUCAUGUCAACCCGGGUGUUACGGCUCAACAUGCAGCUACACAUGUCAUGGACGCUGCCAUACAGACGGCUGUAACAGACAAACUGGCCAGUGUUUCAGAUGCCGACCAGAGAUCUACGGACGAGACUGCGACCAAACAUGUCCACUUCAAUGCGCCAACAGUGUGAUAGGCGGGAAUGUCUACUGUGAUCGAGACAAAGGUGCGUGUUCUGAAGCAUGUCGACCAGGAUGGAGCGGUACACACUGUACCGAAUCAUGUCCGCCCAACUGCAAACAUCAAACCUGUAAAAAGCAAACAAAACAGUGUAUCACCGGGUGUGAGACAGGCUGGACAGGAGAUUACUGUAAUACAACAUGUGACAACUGUCUGAUGGGAAAAUGCAACGAUAAGGGCUACUGUCUCUUGGGCUGUAAAGCGGGCUUCUUCGGACAAAACUGUGAUAGGGGAUGUCCACACUGUUGGACUACUGGCUGUGACAGAGGUUCCGGAAUCUGUGAACAGUGUCAUCCUGGUUACCAUGGCUCCAAAUGCACCGAGACGUGUCCUGAAACCUGCUAUAAAGGCCGGGAGGGUUACAGAAACUGUGACCGUCACACCAAGGCUUGUCUCGAGGGCUGUGAACCUGGAUGGCACGGGUCUCAUUGCAACACACCGUGCAGCACCUCAUGUACAGCUGCCCGAUGUUACAGCCAUGACGGUUCCUGUGUAGAUGGAUGUGUACCAGGUUUCUAUGGCAAACACUGCCACAAGAGAUGCAUUCAUGGAAACUGUAAAAACAACACUUGUGACCGCCAUGGUCAUUGUAAGGAAUGCAAAGAUGGCUGGUUUGGAGAAGACUGUCAGCGACUUUGCCCAGCACUGUGUGAGUCAUGUCUUCGCGACACUGGGCAAUGUUCACGGUGUUCUGAUGGCUAUCAUGGUCCUGACUGUGAUGAUAAAUGCAGUGACACCUGUUUGCAUCACACAUGUGACAGAGAUGGCAACUGUUUUGAGUGUAGAGAUCUGACGUACGGAACUCGGUGUCAAUACCCAUGUAGCGAGAACUGCGUGAGAUGCGACCAGACAACGGGGGCGUGUACAAGGUGCAGAGGAGGACAAUCCCUUGAAGACGGUAGAUGUACCCCACCAGUAUCUGUACAUUAUACAUCCUCGGGGGCAGAUUCCGUGAAGCAUACUCUACAUGAAUUGAAACAUUUGUUAUUUAUACCCUCAACACUUCUUAUCGGUGCAUGCGCUAUGACUUUGCUCGACCUUUGUAACACAGCCAUCUAUAAGCCUCUCCAGUCAGUUUCCAGAUUCACCACAAAUAUGAAUCGAAUGCAGUGGACAACUCUGGGGAUUGUGGCAAUCCUGGCAAUGGUUGCCUUAAAAGUCGAAGGUCAACGUUCAUGUUCUACCGAUGGCUGUCUCCAUGGUAACGGUGGUCUACGAUGUCAAUCAUGUCAACCCGGGUGUUACGGCUCAACAUGCAGCUACACAUGUCAUGGACACUGCCAUACAGACGGCUGUAACAGACAAACUGGCCAAUGUUUCAGAUGCCAACCAGGGAUGUACGGACGAGACUGCGACCAAACAUGUCCACUUCAAUGUGCCAACAGUGUGAUACGCGGGAACGUCUACUGUGACCGAAACACAGGUGCGUGUUCUGAAGCAUGUCGACCAGGAUGGACCGGUUCACACUGUACUGAAUCAUGUCCGCCCAACUGCAAACAUCAAACCUGUAACAAGCAAACAAAACAGUGUAUCACCGGGUGUAAGACAGGCUGGACAGGAGAAUACUGUAAUACAACAUGUGACAACUGUCUGAUGGGAAAAUGCAACGAUAAGGGCUACUGUCUCUUGGGCUGUAAAGCGGGCUUCUUCGGACAAAACUGUGAUAGGGGGUGUCCACACUGUUGGACUACUGGCUGUGACAGAGGUUCCGGAAUCUGUGAACAGUGUCAUCCUGGUUACCAUGGCUCCAAAUGCACCGAGACGUGUCCCGAAACCUGCUAUAAAGGCCGGGAGGGUUACAGAAACUGUGACCGUUACACCAAGGCUUGUCUCGAGGGCUGUGAACCUGGAUGGCACGGUUCUCAUUGCAACACACCGUGCAGCACCUCCUGUACAGCUGCCCGAUGUUACAGCCAUGACGGUUCCUGUGUAGAUGGAUGUGUACCAGGUUUCUAUGGCAAACACUGCCACAAGAGAUGCAUUCAUGAAAACUGUAAAAACAACACUUGUGACCACCAUGGUCAUUGUAAGGAAUGCAAAGAUGGCUGGUUUGGAGAAGACUGUCAGCGACUUUGCCCAGCACUGUGUGAGUCAUGUCUUCGCGACACUGGGCAAUGUUCACGGUGUUCUGAUGGCUAUUAUGGUCCUGACUGUGAUGAUAAAUGCAGUGACACCUGUUUGCAUCACACAUGUGACAGAGAUGGCAACUGUUUUGAGUGUAGAGAUCUGACAUACGGAACUCGGUGCCAAUACUCAUGUAGCGAGAACUGCGCGAGAUGCGACCAGCCAACGGGGACGUGUACAAGGUGCAGAGGAGGACAAUCCCUUGAAGACGGCAGAUGUACCCCAUCAGCAUCUGAACAUUAUACAUCCUCGCGGGCAGAUUCCGUGAAGCAUACGCGAUUUAAAUUAAAACAUUUUUUCUGCAUUUUCUUAACACUUAUCUGUGCAUGCGCUAUGACUUGGCGUUGCUAGAAGAUAAGUUUCAUUAUAUUCAGUUGGUUCGGUCACUGUUUAGGAGUGCAGUAUUGGUCCCAAAAUGUCUUUCAUCAUUAUAUGACCUAUUAACUCGUGUCAGUUUCCGUUUCGACUUUACAAAAACAGUUCAGCUAUUCUUAACAGAUCGUUAUGUUACAUUGUUUAUAGAUAUUCAAGCAACAUUGUUCGAGAUAUUGUGCCAUCUACCUGGACAUUUGACGAGAUUAUCAUCGCUGACAUGUAUUUUAAUUCGUGUGAUUGUGCAAAAGUUAAGAGUUAUGUUAUAAGUUAACUGUUUUUGUCCAUUCUGUUGUCUGUUGAAAUAAAUAUAUUUGUUGUUUUAA